AUGAAAUUACUUUCCUGGGAAGAAAGGGGUUUAUAUGUUGAUGGAGGAUUUCUCUCGAACCUUCUUUUCGCAGACGACAUCGUUCUCUUUUCGGGCAGUACCAAUGAAGCAGAAACGAUGCUCAACGAAUUGAGCGAAGCAGGGAAGAGCACAGGACUACGAAUAAACAGAAAGAAGACACAGUUCAUCAAGAACGCCCACUGCGAGGACGGAGGAGUACAACUUGAAGGCUCCCAAAUCGUGGAAACUCCGUCAUACGUAUACCUCGGACGUUCUAUGAACAUGGAAAACGACUUGAAGGAAGAGCUGAAUAGAAGAAUGAGAGCAGCAUGGGCAGCAUUCGCAGCCGUCAGGGAAGCUACGGACCAACUGACGGGCCAAGAUCUUCGUGCCCAUCUGUUCGACUCGACAGUCCUUCCAGCGCUCUGUUACGCAGCGGAGACGUGGACAGACACCGCGGCCACGUCUAGGAAGCUACUUACUACCCACAGAGCCCUUGAGAGAUAUCUCCUGAAGUUUAGCUGGCGCACACAACACCUUGCCGGCCUUCGUAGCUCCGACUUAAGAGGAAUGUCCCGUCUUCGCGACCCAGCGGAAUAUGUAUCGAAAGCAAAAUAUAGAUGA
This is a messenger RNA of Necator americanus (New World hookworm), 624 nucleotides long. RefSeq lists its product as uncharacterized. Lineage: Eukaryota; Metazoa; Nematoda; Chromadorea; Rhabditida; Ancylostomatidae. The record is from RefSeq and is a predicted model, not a curated record. The transcript has a single exon. The coding region runs from base 1 to 624 and encodes 207 amino acids.